This is a messenger RNA of Nematostella vectensis (starlet sea anemone), 4405 nucleotides long. RefSeq names its product tRNA-uridine aminocarboxypropyltransferase 2. The transcript has 7 exons. The coding region runs from base 132 to 965 and encodes 277 amino acids. NCBI's taxonomy places the organism in Eukaryota, Metazoa, Cnidaria, Anthozoa, Actiniaria, Edwardsiidae. The record is from RefSeq and is a predicted model, not a curated record.
AUUUGGACAUUGGUUUAUUGUAGAAACUCUUUAGUCUGCCUUCAAACGAAAAGUAACAAACGUCUUUAAAUAAAACAUUUGUGAUUCUCAUUCUAAAGCCUGUCAGCGGUUAUACACUACAAAACUCCAAGAUGGCGGACGAACUUGAUUCUGACGAUGAAGAGAGUGUUUUAAGAGGAUUUGCUAACCUGCCGACCGGCGGGACCACAAAACGACCUAUCUGCGAACGCUGCAAGAGACCCAGCUCUGUCUGUCUUUGCUCACAUCUACCAAAGGAACUUCUUAAUAUUUCCACCACGAUCUACAUACUGCAACAUCCAAAAGAGGACAGUAGGCUUCUUACCACUGUUCCAAUACUCUCUGCCUGCUUGCCACAAGAGAAGUGUAUAAUCUAUAGAGACAGACGGUACUCAACCUCAGAUUAUCCAGAACUACAUGCAAUGAUGAAGCAACCAAACACUCUGGUCCUCUACCCUGGACCUAAUGCUGUUAAUUUGCGUAGUAUUGAUCUUUCUGCCCAUGCCAACUUCAACUUGAUAGUUCCUGAUGGAACAUGGAAACAGGCCAGUGGUAUUUUCCAUGGGAACCCAUUCUUGCAGAAUGCAACACAGAUAGUUGUUGAGCAUAACGUUGUUAGCGAGUAUGUCAUCCGUACUCAACCAACAAACAAGAGCCUCUGCACAGUGGAGGCAAUUGCUCUUGCACUAGCCCCACUGGAGAAGAAUGAUAGUUUCAUUGAGAUCCUAGCGGCCCCAUUACGAGCUCUCUGUCAAUAUCAGCUAGAUCAUGGGGCGGUGGUUCAUUCUAGUAAGGAGGACAAGUUAAAGAACCCUGAACUAGCGAGAGAAGUAGAGGAAGAAAAGACAACGAAGCGUAGGAAAAAACGGCGUGGUCGACCGCGCCCCGAAGAGGUCACGAACUUGGAACAUAACUCCGAAGACAAGUUGAGAAUUGUCACGGUGUGAAAUUUACUUGGAGACGAGCUCGCAAGCCUCGGAGACAACUCGCGUUAUAUGAUGUAUAUGGAGUGUGUACCGUACAGGUAUCGAUUAUCUAGCGAUUAGCAUCGCUUUUAAUCUCUCCUGGGCAAAUUAUUAAUCAAUUAACCGAGAAGACCCUGGGGACGAGGUCGUAACAGUGUCAAGAGAGUAAGACCUUGGGCUUAUACCGAACAGGCAUCGAUUACCCAACGACUAUCAAACGAACAAAAUCGACUAAAAAGGUCUAAAGGACUUAUGAAGUGCGUAAGAGCUAAGAGCCAGACUCUAUGAUGUUGCAGUAGAAAGACUCUUUAACUAUUGGAAAAAGAUUGAUGAUGGAGCGGGAUCAAUAUGUUGAUCUUUCCGAAGACUACUGUAAACGUUUAUUUUUAAUUUUCCUCUGGUUUAGAACACCCACUGGUCUUGCAGGUGACAUGGCGCAAAGACUUUUCUUUUUUUGUCAUUUUCGAGGCGCAAUUGUAUGACUUCUUUUCGGUUUUGUUCACGCAGUUUAAGUUUUAGUCGCACAAUACUUGAUUAGUAGCGAUCCCGGGUACAUAUAAUGAGUCUAUUUAUUCGAAUUUUAUUUGCUGUUUGACACCCUAAAUACAUUUUAUUUAUUCUUUAUGCGAGUUCUUAAAAAGUCUAGUCUAAUAAGCAGUGGUGCAGUUUGUGAGCCUUUGAAAAAAAACUCAAUGUCGCCAAGUCGGCAAUCAUUUACCUGAGAGCCUCGUUUACAUGCACUCCCUUUUUUUACCCAACUAGCGUGACUAAAUGCUCUAGUGCGCAUCAGAAUACGGCGUGAUCCUCCUAUUUAAAGUUAACAAAAUAUUUGAUUUCAUGAUUUUAGGAAAUAUCCAUACCCUCCCCUACGAGGAUAUUUAAAAAUCCUGGGAAGUUGGUCCUUUCGGUGUGGACUUUGGCUUUUUUGGCCAUGGUAGCGCGCGUCGCAUGGUAAGCUUUGUAUUGGUGGCGACGGUAGCGCACGUCGCAUGGUAAAGUUAGUCUUGGUGGCCACGGUAGCGUGCGUCACAUGGUAUACUUUUUAUUGGUGGCCACGGUAGCGCGCGUUGCAUGGUAAACCUUGUAUUGGUGGUUACGGUAUCGCGCGCGUCUCAUUGUAAUCUUUGUAUUGGUGGCCACGGUAGCGCACGUCGCAUGGUAAAGUUAGUCUUGGUGGCCACGGUAGCGUGCGUCACAUGGUAUACUUUUUAUUGGUGGCCACGGUAGCGCGCGUUGCAUGGAAAACCUUGUAUUGUUGGUUACGGUAUCGCGCGCGUCUCAUUGUAAUCUUUUUAUUGGUGGCCACGGUAGCGCACGUCGCAUGGUAAAGUUAGUCUUGGUGGCCACGGUAGCGUGCGUCACAUGGUAUACUUUUUUUGGUGGCCACGGUAGCGCGCGUUGCAUGGUAAACCUUGUAUUGUUGGUUACGGUAUCGCGCGCGUCUCAUUGUAAUCUUUGUAUUGGUGGCCACGAUAGCACGUCGUAUGGUAAAGUUAGUCUUGGUGGCCACGGUAGCGUGCGUCACAUGGUAUACUUUUUAUUGGUGGCCACGGUAGCGCGCGUUGCAUGGUAAACCUUGUAUUGGUGGUUACGGUAUCACGCGUCUUAUUGUAAUCUUUGUAUUUGUGGCAACGCGCCGCAUGGUUACUUUGUAUUGGUUGCCAUGGUAGCGCGCGUCCGUCUGUGAUCUUCCUAUCCUCUUCUGUUUCUGGAAUCUCAGAGUAUCACAGUAUACUAAGGUAUCCUACUGACAAAUUUAUUGAUUUGAUUGACAAAAUUAUUUCUUUGAAAAGGUUUAGAAAUCGCUUUAAAAACUUGCUCUUUGCUUCACAGCACGAAACCAUAUUUCCUUUCGAUUUUUUGAAAAGAAAAAAAUAUAUUAAUCAUUAAUUUCCCCGCGUAAUUAUAAACAUAUCAAAUAUGACCAUUUUGCUCACCCUGACCAUUUUGCUUGCCCUUUCUGUUCACGAAACCCUAAACGCGACUUGUCAUUUUUCUACAAAAAAUGGAUGUUAUACAUUUUGAUUUUUUGUAUAUGUGUGAUCAAUGAAAUUCUAAACGACUUACAGCAAUCUGUUGACGCGGGUUAAGAAUCUCUCGUCCAAUAAAGUUGCACUUGGGUUUGUACAAUAAAUGGAAAUGGGGUUUAGACGUAAGUGUAUUAUCGGAACCACAGCAUGACGUAAAGAAAAUAGGAUAACCAAUUAUUAAUUAGAACUUUUGCACCAAGAACCCGGUCGUUCUUGGUGAUUCAUUUCAGAUUAAUUUGUUUUGAAAUCCACUUGUGCGCUCUGUUGUUUUGGUUUUAUUUCGAAUAUUCAAAUAUCUUAAAUCCUUGCAAAAAAUUAUCAUUAUAGAUUGUUUCAUGCUUUAGCAAUUGCAUGGAGCCGUUUUUAUUGUAGGGCUGAUUGAAGUUCACCGUAAAUUUCUUUUUGCCGCAGUAAAAGAUGUCUCCCAAAUCGAAUCGGAAGUGUUUUGAAAGGCUCUAACUGGUUUACAUAUCGCCUGAAAGCUGAUUCAUAAACUUCUUUAUCAGUAUCCAUUUGAGGGGGUCAUGUCGUGUUUUCCUUGGGCCACAGCCUUCGCCAUACUACUAAGUAAGCUUAUCGGUGUCCAUACCUUAUCGGUCUCCAUUUAAAGGGGGUCAUGUCGUGUUUUCCGUGGGCCACGGUUUAUUCAACCGUCCGCAAUAUCACUACUAAGUAAGCUAGUCCGAUAAAUUUCAUAUUAAUUUGUUGCUCUCUUGGUCAACCGCCCGAUAUUUGAGCCAUCAGAGCGAUUCAGUGUGGCUGAUAACAUAGUCUUCAAAGCCCCGUGCAAAUAAAGCCAGAAUUGCUCGUGAUGUGCUUGGCAAACAAAGCUGGCGUUAUUUGUAUAUCAUGUUUAUGGAAGUACUGCAAAGUAGUUCGCCAGUAUCUCCUUUGUUUUGUGGUCAAUCGAGAGAGGCUUCACCAGCAGUAGCAGAUAGAUACGGUUCUUGUUUGCACAGGGCAUAACGAUGAAAGACGACACAAUGAUCAAAAAUCGGGGUUUUUAAUAUUUUAAAUAUUAAUAUUUCUUAUUUUAUAUAAAUACCCACUUAGCUUUGUUGCCGAAACAAAACAGAAAAACUUCCUUUCAUCUGCUUUAAAUAAUAAUUAUAAUGAAUAAAAUCAUCGCCUCGUUUUGUAUAACUACUCUUCAUUUAUCAAAUCCCACGCAUGUACCCUUAUUAUUUGCUUUCUUGUUUGAAUGACGUGACAAACACGUCAUACGCACGUGUUAAUCACGUGUCUUGAUAAGCGCCAUAACCUCGACGCCAUGCUUCUCAUUGCUAUACGGUCAGUUUUUUUUUUGUCAGCAACAUAUUUGAUAUUGUUUUCAACAUUGUGAGAAAAAUGAUGUGAUGUGAUUAAACCUCGAAAUAAACAUAUAAAAACAAA